Hyla sarda is the source of this 1170-nucleotide messenger RNA. RefSeq lists its product as uncharacterized. The record is from RefSeq and is a predicted model, not a curated record. Bases 42 to 866 code for a protein of 274 amino acids. The transcript has 5 exons. Lineage: Eukaryota; Metazoa; Chordata; Amphibia; Anura; Hylidae.
GCCCACACUGCUCAGUUACAUCGCCUGUCUCUUAUAGAAACAUGUACGGCAACGUGGAUUAUGUUCCCUCACCUCCUGAAGAAGCUUCACUGAAGAGAAGCCCGUCAGAACACAGCAGUAUAUAUCUACAAGAAGAAAGUAUAUAUGAGCCAGUGCGGAGCAGUGAGAAGCCAGACUCUGAGAACCUGUGGAGAUUAUCAUCCCUUGGGAGCAGUGCGGAGGACACUACACUACGCUGGAACCAAGGCCCACCAUUAAGAAACAAUGCAUGGAUCCCUUCUUAUCAAAGGCAUUGUUGGCAGAAGCAUCGACUCAUGAUCAUCAUUUUCAGCUUUGGCCUUCUUUUCUUCUUGACCAUCUGCAUCCUGGGAUUUUACAUGUCCCAGUAUUAUGCUAUGGAAACAGAAUUAAAGACAGUAAAAGAGCAGCACAGAUAUAUUACAAUGGGUUCUUUUCUCCUAUACAAUGAGGACCAUAAGAAGUGUGCGGAGGUGCGCUCGUCUUCCUCUAGCAGAAGUGUUUUUGAGCUCACUGCAUCUGUUUGUUCUUCAGUUUCCUACUCUCAGCGUUUCCAAUGGCUCCCAGGAGGCAGGCUCAUGAGCUCAGGGGAGGGGCUAUGUGUUGGGGUGGAGGGAAGGCCUCAAUCUCUGCAGCCACUAAAGCUUUAUCCAUGUGACACAGACAAGACCUUGAGCUGGCAGUGCAGCAAUGAAACUUUGUUGGGAGUUAAAGGGGAAAAGGUUUUCUUUAACUAUGGGAAUAAUUCCAAAUAUUUGGUUAUACUUUACUGGGGCACUGGGGUCUGGAGCCGCUGGAGAGCUCGAACCCUUGAUGGGAAGAUACUAGAUGGAGGGGCUUGUGCUUAAAGGGGUACUCCGGUGCUCGAGUGCUCUGAACAUUUUGUUCAGAACGCUCGGAACCGGAGGCCGUGAUCGUGACAUCAUGGCCAUACCCCCUCGUGAUGCCACGCCCCCUCCAUUCUGCCUACACGCCCCCUCCAAUAGGCAUGAAUUGAAGGUGUGUGUGUGACAUCAUGAGGGCUGUGGCAUGAUGUCAUGGCCACUGUAGCAGGAACCCGGCAUGUUUAGAAUGCUGGGUCCUGCACCAGCAGCGGGACCCCGCGAUCCGACAUAUUACCCUCUAUCCUUUGGACAGGGGAUAAAAUGUCUA